This is a messenger RNA of Anarrhichthys ocellatus (wolf-eel), 1164 nucleotides long. Its product is annotated as ankyrin repeat and fibronectin type-III domain-containing protein 1-like. The record is from RefSeq and is a predicted model, not a curated record. The annotation marks the transcript as partial. Lineage: Eukaryota; Metazoa; Chordata; Actinopteri; Perciformes; Anarhichadidae. Gene Ontology annotation, biological process: establishment of mitotic spindle orientation; regulation of establishment of bipolar cell polarity. The transcript has 8 exons. Gene Ontology annotation, cellular component: spindle.
AUUGGAGGGAGAGCGACGGUCGGGAGCCCAGGAGGCGGGGCCACAUCGAGGCCAUGGAGCGUCUGCUGCAGCAGGUCCGAGCUACUCACACACACUACUGCUGUGGAGACUCCUCAAAGCUCCAGAACCCGAGCAGGAAGCAGUCUGUGUCCAGAAGUCUGAAGCAUCUCUUUAACUCCUCCAACAAGUUUGUAAAGACUCUGAGGAGGGGGAUCUACCUGGCUGCUGUCUUCUACCACAAGGACAGUUUACUGGUGACGGCCGAGGACCAGAUCCCCAUCGUGGAGGUGGACGACUCCUACAGCAGCUCCUUAAUGCAGGACUUCCUCUGGUUCACCAAGCUGUCCUGUAUGUGGGAGGACGUCCGGUGGCUGAGACAGAGUAUGUCGGUGUCCAUGUCUUCAUCCUCCACCCUGCAGGCUCGGCACAAGAUGCUCACCGCCGCCAGCCAGCUGCAGAACCUCCUGGGGACUCACAACCUGGGCCGGGUCCACUACGAGCCCAUCAAGGACCGACACGGCAACGUGCUGCUGGUGACCAUCCGCGAUGUGGAGAGCCAGCACUCGCUGCUCAGCGGGAAGUGGAUGCAGGUGACCAAGCUGCAGAGCCAGAAAAAGUCCCUGUCCACACCUGAGGAACCGUACGCCCUCGACAUCCUCAUCAUCACCAUACAGGACAUCUUGGCGUACCAGCGGCGCAGCACCCACCGUCUGGCCCCGGGACUCUACCUGGGUUACCUGAAGCUCAGCAGCUCUGUAGACCAGAUCAAAGUCCUGGUGUCCCAGCGGACCCCCAACAUGCUCUGUCACAGCCGCAUAAGAGAAAACGCCAACGUGUCCAGGGAGGAGUGGGACUGGAUCCAGAUGCUGUCGGCUGCAGGUGACAAGAGCGAGGAGGCGGAGUCCAGUACAGAAAGCCACGCCCCUUUACUGUACUACGAGCUACAGACGGCGAUCAAGUCUCUGCUGAAACACCUGAACCUACCUCUGCCCCAGGCCCGUCACUUCCGCCUGUACAGUCAGGAGGUUGUGGAGCUCGGUCACGGCGUCUCCUUCCUGCUGCUGUUGCCGGCGGCCGACGACGUUUGCUCCGCCCCCGGACAGUCCAACCCCUACACCCCCCUGUCAGGGUUCCUCCACCUCCCUCUGCAGAUGUUUGAGCUCG